AUCAUAACCACUGUUGAACAAGGUCGAUUGUGCGCAUAUCCUCAAGAUCUCAGAGAAUCAUUUACCAGUUAUUUUGAUGUCCAUUGCCCCGCAGCCAGGGAAAGGCUGUUUGGGUUGCAGAGGAACGUGCAAAGGGUUUGAGCCACAUCCAUGGAGGAAGAUAUGUAAGUUGUGUAAGUGUAGCCAGGGAGAUCACAGCCUGUGCUCCGAUACAGAGGAUGAUCGGAAAAUUGGCCGCCUCUUGACAGACUCCAAAUAUUCCAACCUGACUGCCCGGCUCAAGGGAGGAGAUGGCGUCCGCAUCUAUAAGAGGAACCGGAUGAUCAUCACCAACCCUAUCGUGACCAGGAAAGACCCAACCUUUGACACUGUCACUUAUGAAUGGGCUCCACCAGGAUUGACCCAAAAAUUGGCUAUCCACUAUAUGGAAUUCAUUCCGAAGGAGAUACAGCCAAUCUCUGGCACGGAAGGAGCCUACAAUCGCCGUAGGCAACUGAUGCGACAGCUGCCGAUUUAUGAUCAGGACCCGUUUCAGUGCCAUGCUCUGUCGGAGACGGAGGUGAAGCAAAUGGAGGAGUUCAUCAGGAAGUACAAGAGUGAUGUCCUGGGUGUGGGGGAGGUGGCUCUCCCUGGGCAGGCGGGCCCCGCGGCUAAAGAGGAGGCCAAACAGCAGCACAAACCCACGGGAUCCCUUACCAACGGCAAGACCACCGUGAAGGACAAACCACAGGAAGCCUCCGCUGCGCCCAACGGCAUGCCUGCCGACCCCCACCAGCAGGAGGAUUACCACUGCGAGCAUUGCAAGCAAGCGGUUGGCAUCGACGCUCCCGCAGUGUAUGGGGAAAGGAUUGGGUACGACAGGCUCUGGCACCCGGCCUGCUUCGUGUGCUCCAGGUGCCAGGAGCCGUUGGUCGAUCUCAUCUACUUCUGGAAGAACGACAGCCUUCUGUGCGGCCGUCACUACUGUGAGAGCGAGCGGCCUCGCUGCGCUGCCUGUGACGAGUUAAUUUUCUCGGAAGAUUUGAUGCAAAGCGAUGGACUGAGCUGGCAUAAAAAGCAUUUCUGCUGCCUGGAGUGUGAGCAGCCACUGGCGGGGAAGUCCUAUGUGCUGGAGCAGGACAAGUUACGGUGUGCUUCCUGCAACAAAACCACCAAGAACAUGUGAAGGCUGUACGCCAUUACUGGAGCAACAACCGUGCCCGUACUUUGCUUAUGUAGCGGUAUAGAUAUAUAUAUAUAUAUAAAUUAAGCGAAAAUAAUUCUGUUCAGCUAAAUCGCGUAGAAUAUGGAUUUACUGGCACCGGCACGUUUGAGAGAGAUUGGUUGCCAAGAGCGGACAAGUUAUUGAAACCAGACAAUGGUGGCUGAUGCGAUGGAACAGUCCUCACUUGUAAUAAGGUGCUGAGUUUUAGGUUCAGUGUAAUUUGCUGUGUGGAUCCCUCAGAUCACUGCUAUAAGAUACUAGAUACUAGUGGUAGGUGUUAUGUAUAAAUGGCGAGGUCCAGCCAGAGAGUUAUUGCUGGAUUGACUACAAUAAGCAUUUGAGGGACACUUGUAUGUGUUGAUUAGAUAGUGUGUGUUCUCCUUUAUUAUUAUUAUUAAAUCUGCAGUCUUUGAAAGAGGGGCAUUCAAGUAAGUUGGUGAUUGGCAUUCGUUUGCGCGUCUAGUAGUUUGGGGGCGAGAGGUGAGAUCAGAUCAGAUCAAUAGAUCGGUGCUUAGGGUUGAAUUGUAUUUUUUUUAAAUUCAAUUCGAGAUUCAAGAUCAACUCUUUAAAGAGCUGCCUUAUUACAGUGUGGAAGAUUAUACUAUUGUACUGUGGGAUACUUUGAUGUGUCUGUGCUUCGAAAUGUCCUGCAAUUUGCUAUGAUGAUUUUGUUGGGUGUCUUGUUGGCUUGGGGAAGGGGGGGUUGAGAAGCUUUUUUUAAAAUAAUGUCAAUAAUCAAUACGUUGAUCAUUUAUUUAUUGAUCAGAAACAUGUCAUGGACAGACUCCGCUUCGGGGCUUAUAACCAAAAACUGAAAACCAAUCGCACUUAUUGUUCUUUGUUCUAUUCUAACAACCUAUUAAGGAAUCGGGUUCAAACUGUUAAUUGCUUUGUUUUUUGAUUGACAGAUGUUUGCAGAUAUUUAGUCAUUUAAUAUGUUUCUGCAGUUUUACUGGAGUUUUAUUGCUUCAAUAAACCUGCAGAAACAUAUUAAAUAGUGAUGGUAUCUACAUUGGUAUGUUUGUAUUGUAAUGAAUAGGUCAGUAUUAAAUCCUUUAGUCUGAGGGGUUAUGGUGUGUUGUCAACACACAUGGUGAAUUUAUUGACAUCUUUACAUGACUGGUAGUUUGCCCUGGCUUCAAGCAGUAAAAUGUUGUGGAAUAAAUAGCAUAGCGUUUCUGCCUCUUUUAGAGACUCAAAAAUCAACCAACAAAAAGAACUUCGAAAACAAUUGCACUUAUGAAAAGGUGUGGACGUUCAGUGCUUUGAUGCUCAGUCUCCCUGCAGUGAAUUCCCCAGCUCUAGAUCUGAACAUCACAGCAGUGCAUUGAUUCGAUGUGGUCUGCAGUGUAAAGUAUGUGCCACCUGCAUAGUAUAAAAUAGCUUGGCUCAGUCCACAUGCUGUGUUUUACUGGAGAACCAGUGGUGAAACAGACUGUGCUUGAGUCAGCCAAACCAAAGUGGAUUCGAUGAAAAACACUAAGCUAUAAGUUACUGUGAUUAUCCUCAGUAUAAACAUACUCUCUACGUUGUAAGACAUAAAGAGUUUGAAACCUUAUUCAUGUGGACUGGCAAAAACAACAACAACAGCUUUCUGCUUUUCUCCUCUGAGUCACGAUAAUCAGGAAAUUCUGUUUGACGUGAAUAUUCCCAGGUUCUUCACGCUGGGAGUUUUAUUUUUUUAAAAACAACAGAGACGCAGUUGAUUUGACGUGAAUUGAACGGUGGAUUAAUUGAUGCAGAUGAAUGUUAAAGUUAAAGUUUCCUAAACUAGGAACCCGUUCAGACUCCCCUAAUCCAGCCAGCAGAUGUCCUCUAGUCUACUUCAAUAAACUCCUCUCACACAUUGAAGUCAUCAUCUACCCGACAUGCUAUGUAGAUGAAAGUUAGUGACACCCAGUGGCAUAUCAUCACUAGUGCAAAGCAGUGGUUUUGCAUCCUAUUGAUAGAGUGUCUGUCCACUGUAGUGAGGUUGGGUAAUUUCCAACGGCAAUGUCAAGCUGGCUUACGACCUGUCACUCAAGUUACAUAUUGGAAGGUGAUGAAUUCUGACAAAACAGGUUUAUCCCUGUCACUCGCUGUGUGAUGUGAACGCUAUUAGCAACACACAGCAUAUGACAGUGGAGUCCUGUACCUCAGUGGUUAGAGCACUCGCCUCACAAGCGAGUG
Messenger RNA from Callorhinchus milii (elephant shark), 3373 nucleotides. It is a transcript of the gene lmcd1, whose product is annotated as LIM and cysteine-rich domains 1. The transcript has 6 exons. The coding region runs from base 77 to 1165 and encodes 362 amino acids. NCBI's taxonomy places the organism in Eukaryota, Metazoa, Chordata, Chondrichthyes, Chimaeriformes, Callorhinchidae. Gene Ontology annotation, molecular function: zinc ion binding. The record is from RefSeq and is a predicted model, not a curated record.